AUGAGCUCUGAUGUGGCUCAGGAAGUUUUUUUCCUCUCCCAGGCUGGAAUAGGUAUCAUGGGGAACUCCCUUCUCACCAUGUUCUACCUCUCCUCGUUUCUCCUGGGUUCCAAACCAAAGCCCACAGACUUGGUCAUUAUUCACGUAGCUCUGGUCCACAUCAUGAUGCUUCUUACCAGGUGGAUCACCAAAACAGCAGGAAUAUUGGGGCUGCGGCUUUUACAGACCAAUGCUGAAUGUAAGUCAUUUGCCUAUGUCUACCGCAUCACCCGGGGCCUCUCCCUCUGCACCACUUCCCUCCUGAGCAUGAUCCAGGCCAUCACCAUCAGUCCUACCACCUCCUAUAUUUUCCAGCUCAGGGUUCAAAUCCCAAACGUCAUCCUCCCAGUCUUAACCAGCUUGUGGAUUCUGAACCUGCUAAUGAGCACCCCACUUCUGUUCCAAGUGGUUGCUUCACAUAAUUCAACCACCACUGAGGGCAACUGUUAUGCUAUGCCCUUAAACACACUCCUCCAAGGGUUGGUUCUCACCCUAAUGGCUCUCCGUGAUAUCCUCUCUCUGGGAACCAUGAGCUGCUGCAGUGGCUACAUGGUCCUUCUCCUGCAUCGACACAGGCACCAGGUCCAGCAUCUCCACAGCCCCAGCCAACCCCCCAAAACAUCGCCAGAGCGACGAGCCACCCAGACCAUUGUGCUGCUUGUGAGCUGCUUUAUAGUCUUCUACUGUGGAGACUUUUUCCUUUCUCUGUUUCUUGGGUCAUCCAUGAAGAACAAUGACACCGUCUUAAAUGCUAACAUGUUUGUAGUCAGUGGAUAUGCCACUGUCAGCCCCUUUGUCUUGCUCAGCUGUGACACAAGAGUCAUCACGUUCCUAGGUGAUUAUAUGGGAAAUAAGUCCCAAAAGUCUUCUCAGACCAUGCGCCUAUCUGCAAACCCUCUUUGA
This is a messenger RNA of Ornithorhynchus anatinus (platypus), 942 nucleotides long. Its product is annotated as vomeronasal 1 receptor ornAnaV1R3053. Bases 1 to 942 code for a protein of 313 amino acids. Gene Ontology annotation, molecular function: pheromone receptor activity. Gene Ontology annotation, cellular component: membrane. Gene Ontology annotation, biological process: G protein-coupled receptor signaling pathway. The record is from RefSeq and is marked inferred. NCBI's taxonomy places the organism in Eukaryota, Metazoa, Chordata, Mammalia, Monotremata, Ornithorhynchidae. The transcript has a single exon.